Molecule: messenger RNA, 441 nt
Organism: Humulus lupulus (European hop)
Lineage: Eukaryota; Viridiplantae; Streptophyta; Magnoliopsida; Rosales; Cannabaceae
Product: secreted RxLR effector protein 161-like
Exons: 1
Coding region: 1-441 (146 amino acids)
Source: RefSeq, a predicted model, not a curated record
AUGGACACCACUGCCAAACUGAUCAGAGACGAGACAAGUAAAAAGGUUGAUGUAACAUUGUAUAGAAGUGUAAUAGGCAGAUUACUUUACAUUACUGCAAGUCGUCCUGAUAUUUGUUUCAGUGUUGGGGUUUGUGCUAGAUAUCAAUCAGUCCCCACUGAAUUGCAUCUUACUUCUAUGAAAAGAAUUCUAAAAUACCUAGCUGGUGCCUUUAACUUUUGCCUUUGGUACUCUUGUGAUACUAAUCUUUUCUUGGUUGGUUUUAGUGACUCUAAUUGGGCAAGCAACAUUGAUGAUAGUAAAAGCACUUCAGGUGGCUAUUUUUAUGUGGGAACAACCUCAUUUCUUUGCACAGUAAAAUGCAAAACUCCAUCUCGCUUUCCACUGCUGAAGCGGAGUACAUUGAUGGAGGAAGUUGUUGCACUCAAAUUCUUUGGAUGA